Molecule: messenger RNA, 1149 nt
Organism: Paraglomus brasilianum
Lineage: Eukaryota; Fungi; Glomeromycota; Glomeromycetes; Paraglomerales; Paraglomeraceae
Source: the annotation of a GenBank genome assembly
AUGGAAACUUUCAUUCGCAACAAUUUCACUACACAGACGACUACUAAAAUGCAGCGACAAGAUGGUUUGGAUAGAUUACAUCUUACAGUUAAAGUGACAAUUAUAUCCUAUUUGGAAAAUCCAUUACCACUUGCUAGGUGCUCUCAUGACUGGUAUAAUCUAGUGUAUUCCUCUGACGUUAGGUCCACAUGGUUACUGAGCAGAUAUGGAAAAACUCAUGCAUUAUUUCAUGCUGUAAGAAUUAACGACUCGUUUAUCAAUCCUGAAGUUGUUGAACUUUUACUUAAGAAAGGUGCACAUAUUAGCCAAUACUUUAUUCAGAGACUGGUGCUCGGAUUUGGCAAAUACGAUCAGAAACUUAUUAAUCUCAAGCUAAUGUAUCACGUGAGACCGCCCGAUCUAUAUCAAGCUUCUAGCCCGUGGGCAAGCAAUCUUUCUGUCGAUGUCUUUUCCCAGCUUCUCAACGAGGGUUAUGACCGAUUUGGUGAAAAUAGCAUUUCAGCUCGUGGAAAUGACAUGGAAAAAUUUUAUUAUCUCUCAGGCGGACCACUAGAAAUCAGUCAAGCCAAAGUUAAAAUUCAAGAAAACAUGGAUGAAAUUAAAAAGUUGAUUCGAAUUUAUAAAUUUGCGCCAUUUCCUCCUAGGCCAACAAUCAGAAAUUCGUAUCUACGUGUAUACACCUGCGAUGUCUCCGAUGGUUACGCCGACGUCUUGCAAUUGAAUAUUAUUGCACGGCCUAUUCUGAUCUGCCCUGAAUUGAUUGGUGUCUGGAAGGAAAGUGGAUAUCAUGAAGUAGUAACUGAUGUAAAUGAUAUUGUCAUGCGAGGUGCGCUGCUAAUUCUUUAUCCACAUGAAUUUGGAGAAUGGGCUUUACCUGGAUUAGAGCAAGUUGUCAAGAAAUUAAGCCAUUUACAGUCGUAUGGUUUCAAAUUGACCAACAAGCUUAUCGGAGAUGCUUUAAUAUUAUUUGAACACAGACUAAACUAUGUCGAUAUAGGUGAAACACUCAUAGAAGCUUUUGCUAUUGUUCGCGAAAAGCCUAGGGAAGAUAUUCUUAUUAUUUGUCUAACGGAGCUGUUGCGUCCAGAAAGACAUAUUGAACGACAUGUUUCGCUUGACUUUAUAAUUAACUGUAUGAACAAAUCUUAA